UAUUGCACACGACACGGCCAGCACGGCAGCGGCAGCAGCACAUAAAAGGCGCGUCAUGCAAAGACACGUCAGUCAGUCAUCCUGCAGAGUCAGAGGAGAGGUACGCACCAGCUCAUUCUCCGUGAACCACCACCAUGCCUGAUCCCUGCUGCAACGACAAGUGUGAGUGCAAGGAGGGAAAAUGCGAGGCAGGGUGUAAGUGCACAUCCUGUCGCUGCCCUCCAUGCGAGAAGUGCUCGUCCGGGUGCAAGUGUGGUAGCAAGGAGGACUGCUGCAAGACCUGCUCCAAGCCUUGCUCCUGCUGCCCCUAGACACCCUAAACAAUCAUCGGCCAUCAUUCUCCACCGACAGAUACAUGAUUGGAUUCAUCAUUCAUUAUUACGAACCAUUUGUAUUGUAUAAUUGAUUGUCUCCAUCGUAAUGUUUUUUCUUUGUUUUCCAUGAAAUUGUCUUCGAUUUUUCUUUGUUUUAAAACAUUAAAAAACUAAUGUGAGCAGU
Molecule: messenger RNA, 498 nt
Organism: Portunus trituberculatus (swimming crab)
Lineage: Eukaryota; Metazoa; Arthropoda; Malacostraca; Decapoda; Portunidae
Product: metallothionein-2
Exons: 3
Coding region: 135-311 (58 amino acids)
Molecular function (GO): metal ion binding
Source: RefSeq, a predicted model, not a curated record